AUGGCUCGUACCAUUCUUCUCGCCACACUGCGGACAAAGGAGCUUGCUUCCUCAGCAAUGGGAUUCUACAUCGUGCAAGCCCUGGCACCGGGGAAGCCAGUCGCCCCUCGAGCAGGACAGACGGGACGGUGGACAAGCUCUCUCCUCGGACAACUUGUUGCGGUGUCUUGA
This is a messenger RNA of Sparassis crispa, 171 nucleotides long. RefSeq lists its product as hypothetical. The record is from RefSeq and is a predicted model, not a curated record. NCBI's taxonomy places the organism in Eukaryota, Fungi, Basidiomycota, Agaricomycetes, Polyporales, Sparassidaceae. The transcript is spliced from 2 exons. The coding region runs from base 1 to 171 and encodes 56 amino acids.